UAAUUAAUGUUAUUUUAACUUACUGGUAUAAAUAGUAAAUAAAUAUACAUAACAUGAUAUAAAUUUAUCUACUAAUAAUCAUUAAUUUAAAAGUUUAUAGUACUUAAAAUUUAUAUUAUUAUAAUUAGUCUAUACUCUGUCGAAGAACUGUGUUUAAUCAUUCAAUCCUUACGAUAUUAUAAUUGUUGGUAUUAAUUAAUACUUAAAAGUUGAAAUGCAGUUUAAUAAUACAUUUUCAAAUAUGCAUCAAAAGAAUUUUUCAUUUCAAAAUCAAGCAAACGGAAACAAUAUUUCUCUAUUUGAUGAAAACUUGAAAAGAGUUUAUAAAGACCUAAUAAAAGUUAAUGAAUAUUACUCUUCUAAAAAUGAUCAUCCAAUUGAAAAUAAUUCUCAAGUCAUGAAAAGUGAACAAUCAAAUAAAUCUUCCUAUGAAACGAUAGAUGAAUCUUUAUUCUUCUAUGAUGAAUUUUAUAAAAUUAAAAUGAAUGAAAUUGAAGUAAAUAGAAAAAUUAAUGUACGAAAUGUAUUGAAUAAAAAAGUUGAUACAUGGGAACAGUCAAAAAAAAAUGUUUCUAAAAUACCAACAACUAAUAUUGAUGAAGACUCUAAGCGUUCUUUUCGCGAGGGACUUAUUAUUGACAAAAAUUAUAACAAUAAACUGCUGGACAGUAAUAAUGAUCAAUUUCAAACUAGAUUACUCGAAGAGCAAAAUAAAUUUAAUAAAAUGAAAUUUAACUUGACUUUAAAAAAUGCAUCAAGUUUAUUAUGUGACAUAAAAAAAUUGUUAAAUGAAAGUUUUAAUAUGACACCUCAAUUACUUACUUGUCAUAAAGACAAUUAUAGGCUUUUAGAAAUGUCUUUAAAUAAUUUAAAAACCAAAUCUUCAAAUAUUAAUGAACAAGAUAUUUUGACUAUCAAUCAACUUCAACUAAAUAUUCAAUUAUUAAAUGAAAAGUUAUUAGAAUUUCAAGUUAAAGAUGUUUCAUUUAGAACUGAUGGUCAUAAAAAUGAAAAGAAUGAUAAUAUAUCAACUGAAAAUAUACUUAAAAGCAAUGAAAAUUGUCAUCAAAACCAGAUAUUAGAAAAAAACGUUCUUGAAACAAAAAAUAAUUGUGAAAAAACUAAAAAUGAAAUACAAAAUUUUUCAUUUAAAAAGAAUGAAAAUUCUGUUGUCAAGUCUGACGAAUUCUUCACUUUUAAAUUUAACAGUAAUAAAAAUAUGAUUAAAGAUAUUAGUACUAAUAUCUCAGAUUUUUCUUUUAGAAUCAAUAAAGAUUCUAAUCCCGAAACUAUUAUGAAAAAUUGUUCUUAUAAUUUUGAGGAUGAAUACAAACAAUUUUUAGAAAAUCAUCUAUCUAUUCAGGAAUAUUUGAAAAAAAUUGAAAAUAUGUAUUCUUCUUUUCUUUGUGAUGAUAACCUAAAACCUUUGAGACAAGAAUUAAUAAAAUCAAUUAAUACACCAGUUAAUAGUAUAUCUUCAAUUUCUUCUUGGCAUAUGAAAGAUAAAUUUGAGAAACUUGAUGCAUUAUUGAAGUGUAAAACAGUGAAAACUGGUAAUUCUACUGUAACAGCAAAUAGUCAUCCAGAAGCAUUGAUAUUUUGUAAAGAUACAUUGGCUAAAAAAAUAAUAAAUAUUGGAGAGCAAGUGGUUAGUGUAAAAACAGAAACUGGUUUUGAAGUUGCUUCAAUUGUUACAGAACUUUGGAAAAUUCAUCCAGAUUUUGGUAUUUUGUUAUAUGCAAGAUUUAAACAAAAAUGUCCUUGUCUUAUCCCAUACAAUGCUGUAAAAACAAAUGAAGAAACUGAUGAGGAAUUUUAUAAAUCAUUAUGUUAUAACUAUACAAAUGGAGUUGUUGAGAAACAGGAUAAGUAUGUAAAAAGAAUGACUGGUAUUGUAAGAUUAUUUGCAGCAAUCAUAGUAACUGAAUCCAAGAGUGGUAAAGCUUUAGGUAUUGGACAAGCCUGGAUGUUGAUCGCAGCAACUGUUAAUUUAGUUCCCCAAUUAGAUGUUACAGCCAUUUUAUUACAUGAAAUACUGAUAAUUACUGGUUAUGAACUUAAACAAGCUUAUGGAAGACAAUUUAUCAAAAUGCUGGAAUACAUAAAUACCAAUUAUAUGAAAAAGAUUGAUGAAGUUACACCAAUUGGUUGUGGAGGUCCAGUACAAAGAUUAAAAACAUUUAUCAGUAAAGUUAUUCAAGUAGGUUACAUUGAAAAACCUAAAGGUAUAAUACCUUAUAAUUUUUGGUAAAUAACUAUUUAUUAUGCAACUAUUUUUUAUUUUGUGUAACCAAAUUUCAAAUGUUUUUUUUUUUAUGAAAAUAAAAAUAAAAUUAUAUGAUUCAAAUAUAUGUAAAAUUAUUUAAAGUUUUAAUAAAGUAUGUUAUUUUCAUAAAAUAAUAAACCUUUAAAUAUAUUACAUAAGAAACACUACAUAAUAUUUAAUGGUCUUUUGGAUACUAUAGUAUCAAUUAAUAUUGUUAGUUCCUAUCUACAGUAUUUUAUAUUUUUAUUGUACAAUGUAAUGUAAAUAAUUAUUGUACUGUAUAAUAUUUGAUAAUGGAAAUAUUUUGUAAAAUUUAAUAAAUGUAAAAUUGGUAUAGUACCUACUAUUACUACUAAUAUAGAUACUUGUCAGGUUUGAUUGUCUUUCUUAAACAAUAAAUCAUCACUUGAGAAUAUUAUCAUAAAUAAAUAAACAACUUUGAGAUAAAACUCAACAAUGUGAUUCUUAAAAAUGUAUUACUACUAUUUGCUUACUUAGUACUUGUCUUUAGUGAAUAAGAACAAUUUACAAAAACUUAGUAUUACAUUUUUUUAUUGACAUUUAUAAAAAAAUAUUUAUUUUUUUCUAAUACUUAUUAUGUAUACUGACCAAAAAAAAAUAUCAUAAGUAAAAUUAAUAUAUUCACUCAAAUCAGAAUAUAAAAGUAUUUACAAAAUACAAAGCUUAAUAACAUAGUUUGCUUUAAUAUACAUCCUAUUUUAGAAUAUGGAUCAGUACUCUGGGAUCCUUAUACUGUUGCUGAUCCUGAUGAACUUCAGCGUAUACAAUACUAACUUUUGA
This is a messenger RNA of Rhopalosiphum padi (bird cherry-oat aphid), 3067 nucleotides long. RefSeq names its product mRNA export factor GLE1-like. Gene Ontology annotation, cellular component: nuclear pore; cytoplasm; nuclear pore cytoplasmic filaments. Gene Ontology annotation, molecular function: phospholipid binding; inositol hexakisphosphate binding; translation initiation factor binding. The record is from RefSeq and is a predicted model, not a curated record. Lineage: Eukaryota; Metazoa; Arthropoda; Insecta; Hemiptera; Aphididae. Gene Ontology annotation, biological process: poly(A)+ mRNA export from nucleus; regulation of translational initiation; regulation of translational termination. Bases 215 to 2251 code for a protein of 678 amino acids. The transcript has 2 exons.